Messenger RNA from Trichobilharzia szidati, 5292 nucleotides. The record is from the annotation of a GenBank genome assembly. NCBI's taxonomy places the organism in Eukaryota, Metazoa, Platyhelminthes, Trematoda, Strigeidida, Schistosomatidae.
UUCAUUUCAUUUUCUAACCGAUAGAUGAUUCAUAACCAUCGUAAUCUCAAUAUUAUAACAUUUUUAGUAUUUCCAUGUCUAAACUGUAAAAUUGUAAACAUUCGUGUUAUCAUCAUCUUUCCUAAUCUGUGUGUAAAUACGAUGAAAAUAAAAUCGCUGCUAGUGUGAAUACUCUAUCCUGAUAUUACUGUUAAUAAAAUGGAAUACCCAGACAUCAUAUCCAGGAUAAUUUAAUUAGAAGCAUAAAAGGACACAAUUGGACGUAUUCAUAACAGAGGACAGAAAAAAAAGAGUAAUGAGCAGGAACUUACGCGUAUUUAUUUUAUUCAGUUAUGUAUUCAUUCAGUUAUCAGACAUAAAAUAACAAUCAUGGUCACAUAUAAGAUAUUUAUAUAUUAACAGUAUUAAUUAAUAAAUAUGCAUCAUUUGUGAUUACUGUUGCUGAGAUAACAUUAUCAUGAUCACAUUACAUUUAUCGGCGUUAUCACUACUACUCCACUGCCCUGUUCUUAUCAUGAUUACAAGGAAUUAAUUAAUAUAUCUGGAAAUCAGACUGUUUUGAAUAUAUAGACAUUUAAAUUUAAAUUGGUGUUACUGAACUCAAUGUUUUUUACAAUUCUGCUGUUUAUUUCGUGCGUGAAUGUAAUGGAGUCUACAGGAAACUCUGUUGUGAUUGAUGUAAUCGAAGAUGCCAGACCUGGAACAGUUAUCAUAGACAACCUGGAACACAGAUUUCCGUCAUUUAACACUGGAGAAUCUAAACAGCAUUAUAUUGCGAUAGGAAAUCCAUCAAGUCCUGGGAUUAAUAACCUGGAAAUACGUCAUCACAGAUUUGAUGGUUCCGUUCAGCUUGUCGUUAAAGAUGGACACAGUGGUCCAGACCGUGAAGAACUAUGUGGAAAUCGUGAGUCUCACUCUGACUCACAAACGCCAUUCUGUGAUAUCCCAUUGAUUAUUUUACAUGGAAAACGCCAUGAACCAUCCUAUGGAAAGCUGACACUACGCAUUUUGGAUAGAAAUGAUAACAGUCCUGUGUUCACCAAGAAGGAAGCAGUUGAACUUCGUAUACCAGAGAGUAUUGAAAAUUUCGAAACAGUGAGUAGUAACGUCAUGCGACCUUCUCAUAUGCUACAUUCCAGCAGCAAACCAAAUGGAGUAAAUCCAACUAGUCUAGAAUUACCUAAAGCUCAUGAUAUAGAUUUACCAGAAAAUGGGGUUAAAACUUACCGACUAACAACUGUUUCCGGACACGAGGUAGACAAAUCACUGUUCAACUUGGUUGUGAAUACUGAAAAUGAAAAGAUAGGCAACAGUCAGCCUGUUCCUUCAUUGAGGAUAGUAGGCUUACUUGACAGAGAAAAGCAGGACGAGUAUUGGUUUCACUUACUAGCCAUAGAUGGAGGCAAUCCUCAAAGAACGGGUACUCAGUCUGUUCACUUAGUAGUUACAGAUAUCAAUGAUAACAUUCCAAAAUUCAGAAAACCAAUUUAUCAUUUUCCAACUUUUGUAUCAUCAGCUGAUUUAUACGGUCACAGUGGUUCUCAGGAAUUCUUAAAAAUAUCCGAAACUCAAGCACCUGGAACUCCGAUUGUAACAUUAGUAGCUGAAGACGAAGAUCGGGAUUUAAAUGGUCAGAUAACAUAUCGUCUGAAAGAACCUUUAAGUAGCGAUCAGAAUGCUGCUUCAUUCCAGUGGUUCAGCUUAGAAAAUAAGAACGGAUCUGCUAUCUUAAAAGUUGCGAAGAAAAUGGAUGCGGAUGAUCGUCAUGGAUCUACUUGGUUUGAUUUGAACAGGGAACACAGUGGUCGUUUGGUGAAAUUGGUUAUAGAAGCUGUAGAUGCUGGAUCUCCAUCACUCACAGGAAGUAUUGAGUUAUUUGUUUUAGUAGAGAACGUUAAUGACAACAAACCUGUAAUAUCUGUACAAUAUACCCAACCCUAUCAAACGGAAUCUGAGGUUCACAGUAGUAUUAAAACAAAUAUUGUUGGUAGCAUGGUAGAAAAUCAAAAUGAACAGUUGACGGUUGCACAUCUGACUGUGGAGGAUGGUGAUAUUAUACAAAGCAAUGCUGGCACAAUUUCAAACACGCAAGACGUUCAUUGUGAAACGAAUGAUACACGAUUUGUGUUAGACAAAGUUUCCAACUUAAAUUAUGGCGAUAGAACUGAGGGUUAUGGAAUGACUUUUGCUGAUUUCGGUUCACCAUUACUUUUCUACAAAAUGUCAUCUCUUAAAUCAAUAGACCGAGAAGCAGAACCAUGGGUUUUUGUAAAAGUUAUUUGUGUUGAUCAAGUUCAGGUUAGUUAUACAUUGAAUGCUUAUCAGAGUAUUGGAAAGUCAAUCCAACCAAACAGAUUAACUGGAAGUACAACAGUCACUAUUAAAGUUUUAGACAUAAAUGAUAACGUGCCAAGAUUCACCCAACGAAACUAUCGGUUCAGUGUAUUUGAAACGCCAUCUAUAUUAAUGAAUUCUAUCAAGGAUAUAUUUGAUGAUCACUCCAAAGUUGAAGUUGGUCGCAUUAAAGCAGAUGAUCAGGAUGAAGGCAUAAAUAGUGAAAUGAGUUAUAGUCUACUAUCAGGUGAAACAGAUGCAUUCAAGAUUGAUGAAAACACUGGAAUAUUAUGGAGAACAGGUUUUAUAGACAGAGAAAAGAUUUCUCAAGUUGAACUGAUUGUUGAGGCCAAAGAUCAUGGGAAUCCAACCCUAAGUAGUACUGCACUGAUUAGAGUUGACAUCCUUGAUGUAAAUGACAACCCACCCUAUUGGAUAAUGUCAUCUUCUGAUGACAAAGAAAAUGAUAUUCGCCGUGGUGGACCCGAAGAUGGUGUAUAUUACUUUUCUUUAAAUGAAGAUGCACCAAUCGGAAGCAUAGUUGGAACAGUAAAAGCUGUGGACACUGAUGGUGUGGCCGAAAGUGAAAUGAUUGAACAAAUUAUGGAAAAACAAAGUCCAUCUAAGAUGCAGAAAGUAAGUGCUAAUAAUUCGCCUGGAACUUCUUCUAUAGUCUAUCAGUUGGAAAAUGAAGGUGAUGGUAAGAUAUUUUCAGUGAAUCCAAGAAAUGGAGAUAUACGUCUCAACCAACAACUUGAUCGUGAAGUACGUGCUCAUUAUGAAUUUCGAGCUUUUGCGAUUGAUGGUGCUUCAACAGCUGCCAAAAGUCUUCCUGACAGUGCUCACUUGACUCAUAAAUGGAAACACCAAUAUACAGCAACAGCUACAGUUAUAAUUACUGUUUUAGAUAUAAAUGAUAACCCACCAAUAUUUGAAACACCACUGAGCGGUCAAGAAUUUCACAUAGAACCUGGUUCUUCAAUGGCCACAGCUGGGACAACUUUGUUUACUGCUAAAGCCCAUGAUCCAGAUGUAGGCGACAAUUCAAUUGUUAGAUACUCACUAGACAACAAUGGUUAUGGGCUAGUAGAAAUCGAUCCAACUACCGGUGUUUGUUACUUUCGAGAAACAGUACAACAUUCUUUAAUGAAUAAAUUAAUUGCUUCAAAUGAAAUCCCGAUAAGUGGGAGAAGUUCAAAUUAUUUGCACAGUGCUAAUUUAAUAUCCUCUGAAAAUACAAUUACAAAUCGUGCACAUGAAUUGCAUUCAUUCACAUUGGGUUUAACUAUUAUUGCACGUGAUUUAGGCAGCCCACACUCACUAAAUAAUUCACGUACAGUAAAACUUGUAUGGACAUCAGAAGCUCAACUGAAAGCACUGAGUUCAUCAACAAACGAAUUAUUGGAUAGAGGCGUAUUUGGUGCAUCGUCUGGAUUCUUAUCCGACAGUCGUAUAUCUAUAGAUAAAUUAAUUAUCCCUUUAAUUAUUGGGGCUAUCUUAUUGAUACUUAUUAUUUUCUUGAUACUGUUCGGGAUAUUUCGUUGUCGUAAACAGGCAAACAAGACAUUACCAUCAAAUAAACAAAUAUUUAUCAAUGCAUCCUACCCAUCGAAAUUUAAUAAAGCCAACAGUAGAAUAAGCAAAGACAGUAUUCAUCGUAUACAUCACAACGACGCAGACCAAAGUUACUGGUGUUUGUGUAUAAAUAAACCUAGCGGUGGUAGUCAAUCAAAGAGGAGAUUAUCAAAACAGGAUCGUAUUGAAGAGUUGAAGAAAUCAAUACAAAUUCUUGAUCAUACUACUAACAGUAAUUUCACCAUGAACAGCAAAAAUGAUCCUAAUAAUAAUGCACAUAAUGACUACAUUGUAAAUAAUUAUGGUGAAUUCGAUACAAGAAAUCGAGAGAAUUCUGAAAAACUGAUGACACGAAUAAGAAAUACACAAGCUGAAGUUUCUUUGAAGGCAUGCUUACCAGACUGUGUUCCAUCAAUUGUCGGAGGACAAUCUGAGCAAACAUGGAAUCGUCAAGAUGACAGAAUAAAUUUCAAAUGGAACGAGCUGCAAUCAUUUUAUCCAGAUGGUGUACGAAAGCCACGUCUACCAAACAAAUCACUAACUCGUACAUUUUCAGACGACUCAAUGGUCAAUAUUCGACAAUUUGACGUUGGGUAUACAGCCUUAUGCGCUCAUCCAAAUUCACCGCAUAAUCGGUCUCAAUUUAUCCCAAUACAACCAGAUACAAAUAUGGAUUCUUAUUAUACUGACGAUAGGAUAGCAAAACACCCGAUAUUUAGUCCAUACUUGAACAGAAAAUCUCAAAUUCCUAGCAACAGAACAAAUACCUUUAAUAUUUCAAAACUUGCACCACACUCAACAGUAACAAUGACAUUACAGCCAUCUAGUUUAUCGAAUGGAGUUACAAUACUCCCGCCAGGAUCAUGUUUCGACACAUCAUCUUACUAUAGUCCUUUAGGCAUGAAUAACACAUGUCAUAUAUCUAACUCAUCAGUACAACCAAUAACAUCUUCAUACGAUAUAGGACGAAAUCUCAACGAGUGGUCAGAUAAAUAUGAAGACUUUGAAACUGAUAAAGAAUUGGCAGUUUUGUCAAAGGCAACAGAAAAAUCACGGAAUGGAUGGAAACCGAAGCUAGCAGAUGCUUAUGCAGAAAAUUCUUUUGUUUGAAUUGAUCAUAUUUGUAAUAACUACUUCUAAUAUAUAUUUUUUGUUUCUUCCCUCCCACUAAUAUCAUUUGUAAUUAAUUUCUUUUCACAUUAAAAUUUGAAAAAACAUCUACUUUAAAUUCACUUGCAUGUCUAACAGAAAAUGCAAGAGAAAUGUAAAAAUUCAAGCGGCAUUUAAUUUCUUCAUAUGGAGUCAUUCUUUUAUACAAUUUGCUUAUUUAUUGAAGGAUCAUUAUUUAUAUUUAUUUUAUUGUAUAUAAAAGUAAUAAAGCUG